Molecule: messenger RNA, 2322 nt
Organism: Sungouiella intermedia
Lineage: Eukaryota; Fungi; Ascomycota; Pichiomycetes; Serinales; Metschnikowiaceae
Source: the annotation of a GenBank genome assembly
AUGAACUACGAUCCCAUCCACGAUACCUAUACGGCGCCGGAUCCUGUGGAUCCGCCGUAUUCGGCCGCAUCGCCGCCUCUCCAGCCUGUUAAUGCUGCACCUCUGCUAUCUGAAGAUAUCAAACCACAACUUCCAAUCGUUCCACAAGGCCAGUCGCUACAAGUGCAUCCGCAAUAUGUUCAGCCACCGCCACAGUUGCAUCCACAAAUCUCGGUGGCCCAGCCAUUGCCUGGUCUGGUGCCUUUGCAGCCAAUACAGCCAGGUCAAAUUCAUAUGUCUCAGAAUGUUCUGAAUCCACUGCAAGGUCUAGAUCCUUCGGACGAAAAGCUGCUGCUGGACCCGUCUUUGGCUGUUAGACCUUCAGCUAACGCCAAUCUGGGGGUCGAAAUUGACUCGCCCGAAGUGGAGCUCGGAAUGCUUCCUCCAAAUUUCAGGUUUGUAUCAAAAGGCUUCAAGCACUUGAAAAAGUCAGAUGGAGAGCCAUUCUGGCGGAAAGAUAUCCAAUAUGAAUUUCUUCAUGAGUUAUUUACUGAUAAACUGCAGGUAUUUACUAACAGCUUUCCCCAUUGUGAGGUGCCCAACGCUGCCAAUGGACCAAAACUUACAUUUGCAGAGCUCUACGUGAGGACUUUGGCAGAGUCGCUGAAAUCUUCCAAAGUUUUGCGCGAGCGACUCAUAAAAGACACUGAAAUGGGGAUUGCCGUCAGCAAGGUGUGUUUGCUUGUCAAUGCGGGCCGUAUGAACACAACUGUCAACUUUGUCCCCGACAUGAGAUCUGCUCUUCGGACUUACCAUCUGAUCCCAUCGCUUCAGACUGAUAAAGAUGGCCAGACAAAACCACUUCAGGAUACUCCACGACUAAAGACGAUCUUGAAGGCCGUUUGCGAUGGCCAAGAUCACUUGCAAACACUUCUUGAUCUUUUGAGAGAUCCUCCCCAAAGCAAGCCCAACACGAACAUUAUCAAAUUGAUUUUCUUGAUGAGUACGUUCUUCCAGAAUAUCCCAUUCCAUUACGAUGACUCGUAUGACCAUGACUCGUUCCUGGAGAAAUUGCGCUUCAUCAAGGCUUCUCCCGGCCCGCAAAAUAAGUUUAUGGAGUUCUUUUUGAAUGACGAAAUCUACCCUGCCAACAGGGCUCGCCGCUUCUUGUGGCUAAUGUACACAUACUUGGAAACUUCUUUCACUGCUGAGGAGUUGGAGAAGAAUCCAUUUAAUCCUAAGCUGAUUCCUCCCAUUGAGUUUAUUCCCGAUGCCGAAGUUGCCUCCCACGACAUUGAUCUCGAUUUCGAGGUUGAGUAUGCUAUCAAAAUGUACCAUACGAGAAUGCUACACUUGCAUGAAGAUGUCAAUAAUACAAACCCAAAGCGUGGAAACAAAUCAAAGCGUGAACGCCUCAAGAUCCGUAAGCAGUUGUCCUCCGAGGAGCUUCUGCGUCCAACUACUCAGGCUGAUGACGAAAUGGAAGAUCUGAUGGUGGAUGACACUUUACAUGGAGACGACGCUGAGUCUGCGGAUGAAAUCGAACAGACUGAGGAACAGGCUCGUCCAAACUAUAUUCAAAAGUAUGUUGCCGACCGGGUGAAAAGAAAAAAGCCAACACCCUCGGUCGGUUCGUUGGUUGAUGAAAACAAAAAGCCUUUAGAUGCCGAAAUGAGAUGGGUGAAUCCUGAGUUCCCUAUCGCAGGGCUUCCUGAUAUUGUGAAGAAGUAUGCAGUUUGCACCACAGACAUCGAAGUUCAGCCAUUGACGAGAGAUAGUUUAACGUCAACAGCUAAGAGGAGAGUGAUUGCCAAUAAGUCUAAAGGCUAUGUUUCGCAGGUUUCGAAAGUCACCCCAGAUUUUGCUGAGAGAAGAGAAGAGUAUUUGAAAUGGAUGCACCGCUAUUUCCAGUACAAAAAAGAUACUGGCAACGGCUUGUUAGGUAUCGAAUGGGAGGACUUACGUAGCGAUCUUGUCAAUGGUGUUGAGGCUUACUUGUACCAACAAAAGGGCAAGAUGUUAGUGAAUCAUCAUUACGAUGAGCAGAUGGAGGAAGAACGCUACGAAAACGGCGAGCCGGAACUUCUCAAGCGCGAGAAUUUCGUGACUGGGAUAGAUGUAUUACCUGGAGACUCUUCGCCAGUAGAUAUUGGAAGCAUUGACAAAAUUGGCUCUGGAUACGUUGCUGUGCACGACUUCAACAAUGCCAAUGAACGCACCACUUAUGAGCAUCUGUUGAUCACGUUGGUGGACGAAUUGAUCAAGCAGAAUGGGCUCAUGUGUCGGUCCAAACCACACCACAUCAAGUUUGACUUGGAGAACGAGACCUUGACGAUGCUGUAA